This is a messenger RNA of Trichoderma reesei QM6a, 2713 nucleotides long. RefSeq lists its product as hypothetical. The transcript is spliced from 5 exons. The record is from RefSeq and is a predicted model, not a curated record. Bases 164 to 2713 code for a protein of 849 amino acids. NCBI's taxonomy places the organism in Eukaryota, Fungi, Ascomycota, Sordariomycetes, Hypocreales, Hypocreaceae.
GAUCCCACGAUCUUGGCCUUAUGGAAGCAGUGCUGUGGUGAUGAGAGGUAUUCCAGCCAGAAUUGAGGCUCUCUCAUGACACCAGACUCACCCGUAGCAUCACGGUGGCCUGCGCGUUCUCUUACACGCAAGCUUGUGGCUUCGCAAGAUCGCCGUUGGCGAAAUGCGUCGUGAUGUCCUAGCGAUUGCAGCAGUAGCCGGCCUUGUCUAUGCGAAUGACCCGGCCCCUGUGGCGUUCGACGCCGGAGAAUGGCUUGGGAUUGACGGCAACUGGUCUACAAUCAAGGUCUUGCUAGGAUCGAACUCGGAUCUUGUCAAUGUUCUUAUGAGCACGUCGCUUUCGGAGUUUUGGGCCGUUGGACCUGGGGGAUGUUUAAAAAAGGAACCGCAUUGCACUGCGGCCCGCGGGGGCAUUUACACGCCAUUUGCAUCCAAGCAUUGGUCGUACAUGGGCAUCUGGCAACUCGGCUUGGAGUACUUGGGUUAUGGCGGAAAUGGCCAGUAUGGACUCGACACUGUCAAUGCGUACAGCAAGAUUACCGAUAUCGGUUUCGGCAUGUCCAAUGUCCUCAUGUCAGCCAUCAACACGACAGACUACUACCUGGGCUACUUUGGCCUCGGCAUCACACAGGGCAACUUUGGCCGCGAAGUAGCCCAAUCGCCUUUGACGCAAGCCGUUCACACUUUUGGGUGGAUUCCUAGCUACAGUUAUGGCUUCACUGCUGGCGCCUCCUACCGAAACACGCCGGUAUCGAUCACCUUGGGCGGCCAUGACACCGCAAGAUACGUUCCCCACGAUAUCGACUUCACACUAACUCCGCAGGACAACAUGCCACGGGCUUUGAUCAGAGGCAUCGAAGCUUCUGCCAAGAAGGCCAACAAGCCAAAGAAAUGGGCCUCCGAAACGGCGAGUCUUUCGGGCUGGGACAACUCGUUUACGGCCUUGAUUGACAGCACCACCCCAUACCUGUGGCUGCCGAGCGCCGUGUGUGACAGAUUUGCAGACGCCUUCAACCUGACGUAUAAUGCGACGUUCGACUUAUACACCCUUACGAAUGAGCAAUUCAACCAGUAUGGCUCUGCCGAUUCCUUCACCUUCACCUUUAGCUUUUCGAGCUUCGAUAACAAUGACAACUUCGGAUCUCCCCUUAACGUACCGGGCUUGGUGAACAUCACGGUGCCAAUGCGAGCAUUUGUUGGCCUUUUGCAAUACCCGUUUAUGCAUCGCACCAUCAAAUACGGAGACCCAGCUGUACCUUACUUUGCAUUGCGAAAAUCCCACAACGAUUCGGCUAUUGUCAUUGGCCGGUCCUUUCUACAGGAGGCGUACAUCAUCACUAAAUAUGACGAGGCCGUGUUUUCGAUCCAUCAGGCCAAGUUCCCCGAGCAGCCGGUAGCAGAGGCGAACCUAGUACCAAUCAAGCAGCCGAAUAACAGCCCUUACCCGUCACCCCCAAAACAGACGGGCAACAGGUUGAGCACGGGACAAAUGGUUGGCAUUGUUGUUGGUGGCAUUCUAUUGUGCUCUUUCUGCCUCAUCAUCCUCUGCUGUGUCUGCCGCCGCCGAAAGUCGCCGGAGAAAGGCGACGAUGCCACCAUCACGGAAACGAAGGACGGCGCAUCUACACUUAUACCCGAUACACCGAGGAUACCUCGGCCUACCUUAUUCCUGAAGUUCACACGGCGCAAAAGGUUUGAGAGUGAGGCGAGCAAGGUCACCUCGCCAGUUAGCCCUCUCUGUAUAGAGGCUCCAGAUUCGGAAAUCUACGAGCUUCCGGCCCCGAUGCCUCCCGUCGAAUUGGAUGCUAGCGAUGGAGAAGAUGUCUCUUCGAUACUGAUAGGCGAAACAGUCCUGGGCACCGAGACAACGGGUAGUCUCAGUGCGUAUGAGAUGGCUAGGAGGAAGAUGGACCGGCAACUUCAAGGCCCUGUGCCCGAGUACUCACCACCGCUGCUGGAUACAGCCCUGCCUCAGGAGAAGGCGAUGGCAGAAGCCAGCGGAGUACGCGCAACUUCAGGUAGGGAAGCAGUCCCUGUGUCUCCAAUCAAAGCAGAGUCGGGAACUGGCUCGCUUCCGGCAUCGCUACCCUCACCGAUCUCUUCGGGCUACGAUAGCCAUCCGGAUACUAUGCCGUAUCCAGGUGCUGGUUUUGCAGCGGCUCAAGACUCUAGUGGUAGCUCAAGAAGCCCAUAUGAGCAGGCUGCAAAGGCUCAUUUUCAACUGGUAAAUAGCCGAUCAAACUCGAGGCGUUCAAUGAGUCCAGCAGCGUCAAAUCUCGACCAGAACUCUGAUUCUCCCGUGGCAUGCCAAAAGACCCCGAUCGACCCAACAAACAUCGUCUGCUUGGGGAACCUCCCCGACAAUCUCAAAACGCUAAGACACAGCAUCAUGUUAGCGCAUAUUGUCAGCCAGGAGAAUCGUGACAGCUUUGAUAGCUUCACGCCUCGUUUCAAAGCCGAAUUCCAUCUCUCCGAGCAGAGUUUGGGAAGCAACUAUACGGAGGAAGAAGAUCGAAUGAUGCAGGAGAUGACGAUGCAGGAGAUGACGAUGCAGGCUGCCUCUUCUCUUGGCCAGUCACAUGAAGAUUCACCAUCUGACGGACUAUCAAGAGACCGAAGAGAGACUUAUAAUUCGACUCAGGAGAUGAAGAACGGCAACGAUAUUGUCCACGUUCCCCAGCUGGCGGAAAAGCGAUACAGCUGGGAAGACUGA